Molecule: messenger RNA, 3168 nt
Organism: Micromonas pusilla CCMP1545
Lineage: Eukaryota; Viridiplantae; Chlorophyta; Mamiellophyceae; Mamiellales; Mamiellaceae
Exons: 1
Coding region: 1-3168 (1055 amino acids)
Molecular function (GO): protein binding
Source: RefSeq, a predicted model, not a curated record
AUGAACGGAAGGUACUUUUCAAAGGUCGACGGGGCGAUUUUCAACGGAGAACGCGCGAGCCAAUCGCGUGACACAUGUUUCUCCGAAACGAAUGUGAAUUGCGGAUUACCACGAGCAGUGUCGCGGGCGCGCGAGCGAGGCGUCGACAUGGGCGGCAAGCUCUCGCGGCUUCGCCGCCGCAAGGGCCCGUCCACGCCGUCGCCGCACGCGUCCGCCGGAUCCGACGACGCGGAGGUUUUCGACGUCGAGCGAUUCGCGGAGGAGACGUCUGUGUUCUCGCGCGCGGUGAAGAAACAGAAGAAGCGAUUGGACAAGCAGACGACCGCGACGAAGCGCGCGUGGGCGGCGAAUCGCGCGCUCGCGUCGCUGGAGGUGACGUCGCCGAACGGGAAGAGCGGCGCGGCGGCGGCGGUUCAGGCGGCGGCGACGACGACGUCGCCCGCGUUCCGCGGGGCGUCGCAUCCGACGCGACUGAUGAGCACGGAUUCAACGAGGAGCGGCACCAUCGCGUCGCCUGACGGUGGACGGCCGUUCAAGGCUCGGACGCACGAUGCGAUCGCGUCGCCGUCCGGACACGGCGCGUUGAUGUCCCCGAACGAGCGCAAAGAGGACAUCAUGAUCCGCGCCGCGGUCGCGUGGAGGAGCCGCUGGGCGGAGCAGAACAAGCAGCGGGAGCGGUCGCACAGGCGACGACUGCGAGAGCAGAAAAAGAUGCAGCGAGACUUUUCAAACGCGGUCGGCGAGAGGGACGACGAGCGGUGGCGGGCGGCGCGAGGCGACGGGAGAGAAGGAAGGCGACGGGAGCGGCGGCCGUCCGCGCGGGAUUCUCUCGCGCUGUACCGCGAGGACGACGUCGCGUCGCCGCCGCCGCCGCCGCCGCCGCGAUCAUCAAAAUCCAAAUCCAAAUCGCCGGAACCCGAACGCGAGGACGCGAACAACGACGACGACGCGCGCCGCGCCCCCGGCGGCGGCCGCGUCCUCGGGCCCUCCCGCGGCGGGCUGAGGGCCGGGUACGAGCAGGUCAAGGUGUUCAGGGACGGGAACUCGCUGUUUCACUGCGCGCGGCUCGCAGAGAUCGUGUGUCAAGCGCGGGAGAAGGAAGCCGCCGCGGGCGCGUCGAACGGCUCUUCGACGACGCGCGACGCGGAUUCCGUCGCCGCCGUGCUUCGACGCGGGAUGCGGUCGCUGGGGAAGUCGCAGGCGAACGAGACGGCGACGCAUCUGCGACGAGGCGCCGCGGCGAAGAUCGCGAGCGUGGAGGAGGACGAGGAACGCGCGCGAGAGGCGGCGUCGCCGCCGCCGAGCGGCGGCGCGUCGCGCCCGCCCGCCGGCGUCCUCGCGGACGACGUCUCCCCGAGAGCGCUCGACGCCGCGAUCGUCGCCGCGAUCAAGGGCUCGAGGUUGCUUCGAUCGAGAGCGCUGCCGUCCGGCGCGCCGCUGGAUAACUGGCGCCGCGCGAUGCGUCGCGUCGCGGACGCGAGCGAGGACCCGUCUCUUCGCGACUCGGACGCGUAUUUGCGCGCGAUGCGCGUCAGAGACGCGUUCGCCGACGCGGCGGCGCGGCCGAACGUCCCGAGCUCGUUCGUGGACGUCGCCGCGCUGAGCGCGUAUUUGAGACGGCCGAUCACGCUGAUCCGGGGGCCGGUCGGCGUCGGCGAGGACGACGACGACGGGAGCGGGAGCGACGACGACGGGAGCGACGGCGACGGCGGCGGCGGCGGCGGCGGCGGCGGUUCAGGCAGCGAUAACCAAAAGGCCGCCCGACGACGAAAGCGGUGGCGCGCGAGGUGCGCGACGGAGGUCGUCGGCGCGGCGCACGCCGCGCGCGGCCGCGCCGGGUUCACCCUAUUCUGGGAGCUCGGCGAGGGCGUCCCGCACGGCCUCCCCGCGGGCGACUUCAUCCUCCUCGUGCCCAGAGGGAAAGAAGAGCACGAGCGACGACGCGCGCGCGCCGACGCCGCGGCGUUCACGCGAGACGUUUCUUCGCUCCCAGGCGUGUCGCCCGUCGCGUUGGGGACGCCGACGUCGCGCGGCGGCGGCGGUUCAGGCGGCGGCGAGCACGCGCGCGGCAGCGGCGGCUCCCCGGGAGGGUGGUCCCCGAAGACGUGGGACGGGAUGGGCUCGCCGGUCAGCUCCGGCGCGGCGCGCGCGACGGCGGGGGAAGAGCGCGACGAGCCCCGCGCGCCUCCGCCGCCGUCGCCGCCGGGCGCCGCCGCCGCGCGUCGCCGCGCCCGCGCCCGCGCGCCCGCGCCCGCGCCCGCGCCCGCCAGCGCGAUCAAAGGCAUGCUCAACGCGGCGUCCGACGGGCACAAGCACGCGGUGCGCGCGCACGCGCGACGCGGCGUCUCGCUCGCCGAGGCGGACGAGCGCGGCGACACCGCGUUGCAUCGCGCCGCGGCGGGCGGCAGCGUCGGCCUCGUGAAGGUGGUCCUCAAGCACGCGAACGCGCCGGGUCAGCCCUCCCUGCGCGGUCUCUUGGAGGCGACGAACGCGGACGGGGAGACGCCGCUGGCGGUCGCGGUGAGGCACCGCCGCGUCAAGGCUGCGACGUAUCUCCGAAACGCGGGCGCGUCGGACCCGAGAGGGUUGGUGUCGACGCUGUCGCUCGCGCCGGGGUACGGCACCGACGGCGGGUACUCGUCGUCGUCGUCCAUCGGGUCCUUCGGCGGCGGCGAGAGCUCGGACAGCAGCGCGCUGAGCGACAGCGACGGCGGCGGGAGCGAGCUGUCGUUCGCGUCCGCGAGCGAGUCCGACGGCGACGGCGGCGGCGGACGACGGCGACGCGCGAGGAGGGCGGACGUGGACGCCGCGAACGCGGCGUGGACUGUCGCGGCGCGUCCGUCCGCGGCGGCAGCGGGAGGAGGAGGCGCGUCGUCGAGUCGCGCCAGCAGCGUGACGUCUGGCGCGUACGGCGAGGACUACCGGAGCGAGGACGACGGGUACGACAGCCGCGGCGGGUGGUCGGACAUGACGCCCACGAGCGGCAGCGAGCGCGGCGACGCGAGCGAGACGGACGGGAGCUUGUGGAACAGCGAGUCGGAGAGCAGCGCGGGGGGGUCGGACUGGGACGCGAGCGAUUACGACGACGACGACGACGCGCGCGGCGGCGGCGGCGGCGGCGACGAAGGCCACGGCGAACGCUUCGCGGCGUACGCGCGGCGUUAUUAG